Messenger RNA from Penicillium lagena, 990 nucleotides. RefSeq lists its product as uncharacterized. NCBI's taxonomy places the organism in Eukaryota, Fungi, Ascomycota, Eurotiomycetes, Eurotiales, Aspergillaceae. The coding region runs from base 1 to 990 and encodes 329 amino acids. The record is from RefSeq and is a predicted model, not a curated record. Gene Ontology annotation, cellular component: cytoplasm. The transcript is spliced from 5 exons.
AUGGUCAAGACGUUCCCCUUUGGCGACAUCCAGGUCCCAUCGCCAGGCUUCGGUGCAAUGGGUCUGAGCUUUGGCUUGGGUAGCAAUCUCAGCCUUGAGGAAGCUGAACCAGUACUUCUGAAGGCAAUUGAGCUCGGAUGUACAUUCUGGGAUACCGCUGUUGUCUACCAAGCCGGUGUGAACGAGAAGUUGCUGGGAGACUUCAUCAGAAAGCAUAACGUUCGCGACAAACUUUUCAUUGCCUCGAAAUGUGGAUUCAACGUCUUUGGAGAAGGGGGUUUUACGGUCACCAACUCUGCAUCGCAUAUUAAGGAGUACAUCGAGGGCACUAUCGAGAGACUUGGAUUUACUCCUGAUCUUUACUAUCUCCAUCGGAUAGAUCCCAACACGCCUCUCACGGAAUCCAUCCCCGCGCUUGAUGAGAUUCGUAAAGCAGGCAAGACGAAGUAUAUUGGUCUUUCAGAGUGCUCCGCUGCUACACUGCGCAAGGCAAACUCGAUCGCCAAGAUUGAUGCCGUUCAAGCCGAGUAUUCAGCCUUCGAGACAGUCCACGAAACUGACGGCCUGAUCGAUACAGCCAAGGAACUAGGCGUUGCCUACGUUGCCUACAGCCCACUUGGACACGGUUGGCUAGUCGAUGACUUCCAGUACAACUCUCCCGACGACUUCGCCGCUGAUGACUUCCGCCGCAAUUCCCCAAAAUUCCAAGGCGAGAAUUUCUAUAAGAAUCGAGCAAUUGUGGAAGAAAUAAAAAAGCUGGCUGCUCGCAAGGGCUGCAAUAUUAGUCAAAUCGCACUCGCCUGGGUCGCUUCUCAAGGGCUGAUUCCCAUUGCCGGCACCACCAAGGCUAGUCGAUUGGAGGAUAAUUGGGCUUCUCGUGAUAUUGAGUUGACGGAGGAGGAUCAGCAGGAAAUGCGGAAGAUUAUUGAUGCUACUAAGCCUCAUGGUAACAGAUAUGGUCCCGCGCACCAGGCUAUGGUUGGUCAUUAG